Molecule: messenger RNA, 1462 nt
Organism: Prunus mume (Japanese apricot)
Lineage: Eukaryota; Viridiplantae; Streptophyta; Magnoliopsida; Rosales; Rosaceae
Source: RefSeq, a predicted model, not a curated record
CCUCCACCCAAACCAAACCUCUCUCUCUCUCUCUCUCUCUCUCUGUAUGUAUUUAAUGCAAAGCGGCUACUUCAGGCACAGUGAAUAACCAAACCAAAACGCCCCGGUGAUCAACAGUCAAAAAAAAUGCUCGAGACCGUGAAGUACCUGCUCGGAUCGGCCGGCGCGAGCGGCUACGGCUCAAGGAGCACAGCCGAGCAAGUCACCGAGAGCUCUCCCGAUCUGCGCCACAUCACCGCCAUCAUCACAGGUGCUACUUCAGGGAUCGGCGCCGAGACGGCUCGUGUUUUAGCUAAGCGCCGGGCCAGGCUGGUCCUCCCUGCUCGGAGCCUCAAAGCGGCCGAGGACGCCAAGGCUCGGAUCGUCUCGGAGUUUCCCGACUCGGAGAUCAUCAUCAUGGCGCUUGAUCUUAGCUCUCUCACUUCUGUCAGGAACUUCGUCUCCGAGUUCGAGUCCCUUCAGCUGCCUCUUAAUCUGCUCAUAAACAACGCCGGAAAGUUCGCGCACGAGCACGCGAUUUCCGAAGACGGAAUCGAAAUGACCUUUGCGACUAAUUAUCUAGGUCAUUUUCUGUUGACGAAGCUGCUGCUCAACAAAAUGAUCAGAACGGCGGAGGCUACCGGCGUUCAAGGCCGAAUCGUGAACGUCUCGUCGGCGGUUCACGGCUGGUUUUCGGGCGAUGCCAUCCGAUAUCUCGGCGAGAUAAGCCGAAGUGGAAGCGAUUACGACGAGACACGUGCGUAUGCGCUCUCGAAGCUGGCCAACGUCUUGCACACCAAGGAACUCGCUCGCAGACUCAAGGAAAUGGGCGCCAACGUGACCGUUAACUGUGUCCAUCCAGGAAUCGUUAGGACACGCCUCACCCGAGAACGUGAAGGCCUUGCCACAGAUUUGGCGUUCCUCAUGGCUUCCAAGCUAUUGAAAACAAUACCCCAGGCUGCGGCGACAACAUGUUAUGCCGCGACGCAUCCAAGGCUGGCGGAUGUGUCCGGGAAGUACUUCGCCGACUGCAAUGAAACCUCGCCGUCGAAAUUGGGGUCUAACCUAAGCGAAGCUGCUCGGUUAUGGUCGGCCUCUGAAAUCAUGGUGUCCAAGUCCAAAUCCUGCAAUGCGAUUUUUUAUCCGAGCAGCCAAUUGGAGUACUAAAAGAGUAGAAAACAGGACAUCAUCAUCAACUAUAUAUUAUAGAUAUAAAUAUCAAGAGAGAAACAGAAAAGCAUCUUAAUCAUAUGACUAGUUACUGCUUAAUGGAUGUUUAAUUAGUAGCUAAAUACAGUGGUAGGAAGGAAGAAGGAACAUCGUCCUAAAAUUAUAUAUAUAAUUGUACACGGCUUUGAACAUGUAUAGUACUAGUUUCAGUAGUACGAUAGUGGUAUGGAUUAUAUAUAAUUAAUUAGAUAAAGGAAGGCUUUUGAUGUAUGAAUAUAUUUAUGUGAAGAAUGGUUUUCUUAGUUGGUACCAA